Molecule: messenger RNA, 1455 nt
Organism: Saprolegnia parasitica CBS 223.65
Lineage: Eukaryota; Oomycota; Saprolegniomycetes; Saprolegniales; Saprolegniaceae
Exons: 2
Coding region: 1-1455 (484 amino acids)
Biological process (GO): chromosome organization
Cellular component (GO): chromosome
Molecular function (GO): protein binding; ATP binding; phosphatidylinositol binding
Source: RefSeq, a predicted model, not a curated record
AUGAAAUCGCCCGACCACGACCCAGCGCCGCGCGUCCACAGCCUCGGCGCGACCUUGGUCCUGACGUGCACGAAAGGCAACGUCGCGGGCUCCGACGCGUACAUGAGCUACCGGCUCGUCGUUGUCUGUCCGCGCUCCAAGGCGUGGUGGAUCUUGAACCGUCGCUACUCGCACUUCUACGCCUUGCGCCAGCGCCUCAAGGAGUUUGCGACCGCAGGCCACGCGGCGCUUAAAACCGUCGUUGGAGCCGCGUUCCCGCGCCGCCGCUUUGUGUUUGCUGUCGACAACAAGAGUGUUGUAGACGAGCGUCUCCGGGGCCUCCCAGCCUUCACAGCCGAGCUCGCGCGCUGGCUACCAGUCGCCGAGCCUAGCGGCGCAUAUGGUCCGAGCUACCUCGCCGCGACGUUUCUCCAACUACCAUACCGGCGGAGCGCCGCACCGGCCAAAGCACCGCACGACAUCUUUGGCGUCGCCAACAGCGCCAUGAGCGCACUCCACGCCAAGGUCUUGGGCAACGACGCCAAGGACCUCGGUGCCCGGCCGCCGACGCCCGUCGCCUCCAAGUCGAUUACACCGACUGCCACAUCCGCCUACUACAUGUCGUCGGGCUUGACGACGGACCUCAUGGCCCACGUUGUACAGUACUUGGAUGGCGUCAGUAUCGGGCGGCUGCAGCAGACGUGUCAUUUCUGGCAUGCGGAGCUCGACCGGUACGACGCGCCUGUGUGGCGCCGCUUGCUCGCGACCGAAUUUCUCAUUGUGCACCCGCCAUCGACCAUGCCGUCCGUGCUCUCGUACAUUGCCGCGCGCCAAGAUCGCCUGGACGCCGAGCUCCGCCACACGCAGAGCAUCGCUGCACAGAGCUCUGCGCUCGAAGCGUACACGGCUACCGAGGCGAACCACGGGAUCGUCGACGUCUUUUGCGACAUGUGCUACUUUGAGGACCCACUGGUUGGCAUUGCGAUCGCCAAGCAGCGCUUUGGGGCGAUGGCCAUGGUCGUUGUCGAGACGGCCGACCACGUCCGGCGCUUCCGCAAGCGAUCCACGCACGUGGGCCCGAUCAACUUUGUGCCGCUUCAAAACCCGCACUGGCCGAGCAUUGAGCUGCCUGCGAUGGAUGGCGUCGAUGGCUGUCUCGGAUACGCGUUCGACCUCGUGCAGAUGGCCCCGGGGCACGACAUGGCGCUCAAAGACACGGUCGUCCGCGCGAUUUUGAAAAACAUUGCUGUUUUUGAAACGCGAGCGCAAGCAACCACGUUCCAGAAUGCAAUGCCGCAGCACGUCCCGACGGUCGCGCUCGACGACCCCGGGGCACCGUUCGAGCUCUGCUUUGCCUCGCCCCUGCGCCAGCACUUUGCACAGUACACGACGCGCGACAAGAUCGACCGGCUCCGGCGCCUCAAGGCAGCCUGCGAAACAUCCCACGCGGCCGUCUACGCGCGGCGUUAUCCGUAA